AUGCCAGGCCUGUAUCAUUUUGCAUAUGUCUUGGCAGCUCUCCUCUUUACCAGAUGUAGCACUGCAAGUCUAGAAUGGAGAAGACUAAAAUCUCGUUCGGCUGGGGUAACGACUUCUGGCUUCGCAACAGCAUCAGAUGAUAAGACUUGUUAUCUAUUUGGUGGUAGAAUUGGUGAACUGUACAAUAACGACCUAUUCACAUUCAAUGCUAGUACAUUUGACUGGGAAAUAGUAAGAACUACCGGUAGUAUUCCUUGCAGAAGAUCAGGACAUACCCUUACAAAAAUCGGCAAAUCCUUGUAUCUUAUCGGAGGUCAAAAUGAAAACGGUACACUUGGAGAUAUUUACGAAUAUGAGAUACCAAGUGGAAAAUGGAAACCUGUGCGACAAUUAAGUCAAUCGAAAUUCAUAAGCAGAAGCGGACAUUCUACUUGUACCGAUGGUAAAAAUCGCAUUUUUCUCUUUGGAGGAUAUAACGACGAGGGAGCCUUCCUAAACGAUUUGUACGAAAUCAAUUUUUCAAAAUCUGACGAACGCGAUGCAAAUACUACAGUAACUUUUAAAAUAUUAAAUGAUGACAAGAGUAUAUCAUUAAAUCCAUCACCAAGGGAACACUCUUCGUUAACUAAUAUUGAAGGAAAACUUUACUUGUUCGGUGGAUACAGCUAUGGUUCAAGUUGUAAUGAUGGGUUGUGGAUAUUUGAUUUGAAGGAAAAAAAAUGGAGCAGAUCAAAUUCGCAUUUUACGCCUCCGCCCGGAGAAGGCUAUUCCUCUUUUGGAAUGGGAAGGUCAAUAAUGUAUUUUGGUGGCUGUGAUUUUAGCUUUAAUGCAAACCAAUGCUACAACACCGUUUGGAAUUAUAACACUAGUAUCGACCAAUGGACAAUUAUCCCGUCUUCAUUAAAUAAACCCCUGGGAAGGGCUUUUGGAUCACUAUUUCUUAUAAAUGAUACAGUAUUUUUUUAUGGUGGAUUAAAGAUGGACAAGACGGUGUAUAAUGACACUUGGGAGCUAACUGGAUUUAUAUCUUGUACAGAUCCAGACCACACUUGUCUAGGAAAUGGGGAGUGCUAUGGUUCCUUUUGUAGAUGUAAUUCUGGAUUCUAUGGUCACGACUGCCGACUCGAAACGGUUAUCGAAGAGCAUAUUGUAAAUGAAACAAAUGUUAAAGAUGAUGGAGAAAAUGUGGAAGUCAAAGAAGAUAAUGCUGAUAAUCUUCCAAAACAUAAGAUGAAACAACCCACACUUUCAACCGGAAAACUCAUGAUUGCAUUAGGAUGCUGUUUGCUCGUCUUCACAUUUAAAAGAUUCAUAAAGUGA
This is a messenger RNA of Theileria equi strain WA, 1320 nucleotides long. RefSeq names its product kelch domain containing protein. Bases 1 to 1320 code for a protein of 439 amino acids. Gene Ontology annotation, molecular function: protein binding. The transcript has 11 exons. The record is from RefSeq and is a predicted model, not a curated record. NCBI's taxonomy places the organism in Eukaryota, Apicomplexa, Aconoidasida, Piroplasmida, Theileriidae.